UGUGUGCGUGUGUGCGCGCGCGCGCUGGCAGGCACGGAGGUGAGCCGCGGCCGCUGUUCACUCCUCCCCCGCUCCCGGCUCUCCUCUCCGGGAGAAAGCGGCGGACGGAUCAUCGGGGCUCGGCAGCGUUAGCUCGUUAGCUUUAGCCCGUUAGCUCCAGCGCGUCAGCUAACGGGUCGCGGCAGCGGAGGAGCCGCGAGGAGCCGCUGCUGGAGGGGAGAAAGUUGCCCGAGGUUUAACCGGCUCGUUAACUGACGGCGGGACGUCUCGCGCACGGGGUCGUACCUAAAAACGAGGCGCUUCUCGGAACAUGCCGACCCCCCCGGCGGGAACCUUUCUCUGGGUUUUCCACUUGGGGAAGAGGCUAGCACCGGAGCUAGCGAGGCUACUCGCUACUUUUAAUUGGCUUUGGGGCUCAAUGGCUCCCGCUGGUUUGCCCUGUCACUAGAGACCGCUCGGGACACUCACAGGGGACCGGGGACACUCACAGGGGACCGGGGACACUUGAGGACAAACCGGAGCCUUCGAAGCGAAGAUGAAGAAGCAGUUUAACCGGAUGAAACAGCUCGCCAAUCAAACCGUUGGGAGGCAAGUAUCAAAGUCCGCUAACGAGAAAUCACGUGUGUCCAGGAGAUGUUCUGCUGGAGAUCCGAACCUGCUUCUGCUGUCUUCUGCACAGAUUGAGCGGCGCAUGGAGCUGGUGCGCGUGGUGUCCCACAACACGCACAAGAGGAUGGUGUCGUGUCUGCAGGGACACAUCGGCGCCGAGGCCGAGAAGAGACAUUCCGUCCCACGCCUCUAUACAGGAAAUGGUCAGAAAAAGCUGCCGCUGACCGGCCUGUCGCAGGCGAUGGUGGAGGGGGGGAACCAACUGGGAGAAGACUCCUUGAUCGGGAAGAUGAUGGAAGUGUGCGGCGAGGCAGAGAACCGCCUGGCAUCCGAACUGAUGCAACAUGAGCUGCAAAUCGAGAAGGAUGUUCUGGAUCCUCUCAGCCAGCUGGCCGAGCUGGACAUUCCCAACAUCCUCAGGCAGAGGAAACAUCUGGCCAAAUUGGUGCUGGACUAUGAUUCUGCCAGAGCCAGGUGGUUGCAGGCAACCAAGUCAAUCAUCUCAGGAACAAACACUCAAGCACUGACGGCCAAGGCUGACCUUCUCAAGGAGGAGAUGGACGAGGCCAUGAACAAGGUGGAGCUCUGCAAGGACCAGCUGGCUGCAGACAUGUACAGUUUCUUCUCCAGGGAAGGAGACUACGCGCGCUACUUUGUAACCGUGAGUACGGCCCCAGCUGAUUACCACAGAAAGUCGCAAGCUUGUGGGCUGCACAGAAUGAACCGGGUUCAACUGUUUUCAGACUCGUGGACGGAGAAGCCGGCGUUCGGCACGGCGCUGGACGAACACCUGAAGAGGAGUGGAAGGGAGAUUGCUCUGCCCGUAGAGGCCUGCGUCAUGAUGCUGCUGGAGACCGGCAUGAAGGAAGAGGGUCUGCUCAGAAUCGCAGCCGGAGCGUCCAAGCUAAAGAAGCUGAAAGCGGCGCUGGACUGCUCCACUUCCCAGCUGGAGGAGUUCUACUCCGACCCGCACGCCGUGGCCGGGGCUCUGAAGUCCUACCUGAGGGAACUGCCAGAACCUCUGAUGACGUACCAGCUUUACGACGAGUGGAUCCAGGCGUCCAGCGUGUCGGACCGGAACAAGAGGCUGCAGCCGCUGUGGUUGGUGUGUGACACCUUCCCAAGAGGCAACAAAGCCAACCUCAGGUACUUGGUGAAGUUCUUAGCCAAGCUGGCUCAGGACAGCGAGGUGAACAAAAUGACCCCGAGCAACUUGGCCAUCGUCUUGGGACCCAACCUGAUGUGGGCCAAGACCGAGGGGAGUCUGGCUGAGAUGGCGGCAGCGACCUCGGUGCACGUGGUGGCCAUCGUGGAGCCCCUCAUCCAGCACGCCGACUGGUUCUUCCCUGGAGACGUGGAGUUCAACGUGUCCGGCAUGUUCGCGAUGCCCGCGGCGUCCUCCAGCCACGGCAACCACCCGGACUACGACUGUGGCACCGUGGAGAGGAAGCGGCCCGGCAGCCUGGUGGGGCCGGAGAGCGACGCGCCGCGCAGGGACAGCACCCCUAACAAGCACUCGGACCACACGCUGCGUAGGGGCAGUAACACCUCGGGUAGAAAGCAGCACACGUCGCCCGCCUUCCAGCCCCCUUUACCCCCCGUGGAGGCUCCGGGGGGGGCGGUCGCCCAGCACCCAGCCGAGCCCCCGCCGCAGACUCAAUCGGGGGGUUCAGGCGCCGACGCCCCCCAGCUGGGCCAGAGCCUGGCGGCUCAGCAGCUUCUAGCGCAGCACGCGGAGGAGCUCAGUUCCCCGAAGCAACGGGACCCGACGCUCCACCAGACCCCGCUGCUCCAGAGGAAUGGCUCUGGAGGGGGGGGGCCCGCCGCUGGGAGCCCCGGGGCCGGACCCAUGGGGCCCAGUCCGCACAGAGGUACCAAGAAGCAGGCUCCACCCCCCCCCAAACCACUGAACCCUCCACCCGGCCCCUCCUUGUCCCAGUCCCUCAGCCCCUCUCCCAGACCGGGGGGGUCCGGCCACUCCCCCACCUCGCCCUCACAGCCGUGUGCCACGCCCAGACGCCACUCCAGCAACCACACCCCGAUCCAAGCCCCCAGCCACCCCCCCCCGGAGCCUCCGUCACAGGCCAGCCCCCCGCCGCGGCCCGCCGGGGACCAUCGGGGCUCGGACCCCCCCGAACCCCCCGGCACUCCGAGCCCUCCCAACACCCCCCCGCCUUCCACCCCCGCCCGGGACGCGGGGCCUCCGCCCCCCUCCCCCUACCAGACGGGCUCCCUCCCCCGGCCGCGGCCCGUCCCCAAGCCUCGGAACCGCCCCAGCUUGCCGCCGCCGCUGCGCCACCCCCCCACGCCCGCCGGGGACUCCAACGGGAUCUGUGCUCCCAAGACGACGGACCCAUCGAUGUCUUUCAAAGGGCCGAGUCGACCUUUGAUCCCCGAGUACGUUGGAGACCUGCAGCCUGCGGCGCCCCCCUCGUCCUGCCUGCCCCCCCCCAAAGACUGUGACCUGGACACUGAGAGCACCGUCCUAUGAGGCGGAGACGAUGACGCGUCCCGGUCCAGCUGCAGGACGUCCCCCCCGGGGGGGUAAACGAUGGCAGUGAUGGUUCAGCACGUUGGGAACGAUUUCUUAUGCAACGCGAUAAAAAUACAACGUUUCAAUUUAUACACCAAAUGAUUUCUAAAUGAAUCACUGCUUUAGUCACAGGGCCACUGCCCCCCCUCAGGUAGCUCUCUCCAAACCUCCAGCCACCUCCACCCGCGGCCGGAUGGCGCUCACGAGGAGAUUACGUCGUCUCACAAAGACUGAUGAUGAUGUCAUCACAAACCGUGAUGAUGUCAUCACAAACCGUGAUGACAUCACAUACAUGAAGCACCGGGCCGACUCGUUGGCUGGCUGGUGUUUUUUUUAAUGUAAAAAAAAUGGGCCUUAGAACGAGGAAUGAGAAAGGUGUUUCCUUAGCGGGGACAGGGGACAGGGGACGGGGGGGGCGGCGGCACUCGACUGCCUCUCUGCUGUAUUUAUUUAGCGCUGUGAAAACAUUCCCUGUGUCUUAAUCUUUAAACUCCACCUGGAACGUGUAAUAACCUUCAAUGAUUUACUGUGUAAUACAGUAUUUCCAAGAAGCUGCCAUGGCAACAGGCGUGUUUCUGGGACGUGGGGAAGGAAACGUGUCCCUCGGCAGGAGACGUCUUCCACAGAGCUUCGUGGUGGAAGUAGCAGAAUCAAACCGCCUCCCAGACCGAACAGUAUUUAGAUGAUUCUUACCAGAUGUUUGAACGGAGGCCAAUGAGCUGUUUCCUAGUAAACCCGUCCGGUGAGUUGACCCCAGUAGUCAUGUGACACCCCCGGGUCAUGUGACAAGACCUCUGGUCUGAAGUCUUCUCUGUGGAGGCUUUUGCUUUCUGGCCUCGAUGGUUCCUGAAGCAUCUUGUUGUUCAGAGGCAACCAACCCCCCCGGACCCCUCGGACCCCCCGGACCCCCCCACCUUGCUGCCUUAUCUUAGUAUCUCAAAGCUGAACAAAUGCCAUUAAACUAGAAGUGACAGUGCUGCGUUUUAAGCUCCACAGAUGUGCAUGUCUGCCGUCAGUGGGCUUCAUCAUGGAAUAUGUACGCUUGGUUAAACACCUUCCAAAGAAAAUAAAGUAUAUGAAGAAACUAAA
Gasterosteus aculeatus aculeatus (three-spined stickleback) is the source of this 4231-nucleotide messenger RNA. The record is from RefSeq and is a predicted model, not a curated record. Lineage: Eukaryota; Metazoa; Chordata; Actinopteri; Perciformes; Gasterosteidae.